AUGGACGUACUUUUCAUAACUUUUGGACUAAAAGUACCACUGACACCAGAUUCAGUCUCAAGUAUUGUACCUAACUCUUCUAAAGCGAGACAUUUAGCAGAAAUAGAUAUUUUUCUUAUGGAUGAAGCUCCAAUGCUUCCAAAAUAUGGAUUGCAGAACAUUGAUCAACUUUUGCGAUCCAUUGGGAAUUCAAAUCUCCCUUUCGGUGGAAAAGUAAUAGUACUAGGAGGAGAUUUUCGCCAAUGUCUGCCUGUACAGCCGCGUGCGAAUAAGUUUGAGUUAUUAGAUCUUUCUAUCAAGCGAUGCUCCUUAUGGUCCGUUUUUAAGACUUUUAAACUAGAAGAAAAUAUGCGCGUUGAUAUAGAACAACGACAAUUUGCUGAUUAUUUACUAAAAUUAGGCAACGGCGAACUGGCCCUAAAUACUAUGGAAGAAAUUGAAUUGCCACAGAAUAUCAUUUCAAGCAACAAACCUAUUGAUGAAAUAUUUGACAACUGCUUAGCCAAUGGAAAUUAUGAUGGGAUGAAAGACAGAGUAAUACUUGCGCCUCUUAACAAAGAUGUUGAAAAAAUUAAUUAUGAUAUAGUUGCCAAACUUCCCGGAGAGUACAAAAUCUACUAUAGCCUUGACUCAAUUAAAGAUCAACUUGAAGGGGCAGUCGAAUUUACAUUUGAAUCUGUUGGGGUUGACUUAAACUCAAGUUCGGUCUUUAUGCAUGGCAUGUUAUAUGUAGCAUUUUCUAGUUAA
Messenger RNA from Parnassius apollo (apollo), 747 nucleotides. Lineage: Eukaryota; Metazoa; Arthropoda; Insecta; Lepidoptera; Papilionidae. The record is from the annotation of a GenBank genome assembly.